AUUUCGUGUACCCUUCCGAGUUUCGUGAUCAUCCAAACUUUUCGUGAGUGGUUCCAAACUUUUCGUGAUUGCACAUUUCGUGCAUUUAUUAUACUUUUCGUAGGUACUAUUACAUUUCGUGCGAUCCGAUUAUUUCCACAAACGGGCCGCCAUAAGCGUUACGUCCCUAGAGCUCACGAGCUGCCGCUUUCGCAGCACACUUGACCUACGAAAAAUAUCAAGGCGUUGGCAAAGCUCGAGCGUCUGACGCUCUUAUUUGUCAUUUUUCGGGAUCCUCCUCCCAAUGUCCACCUCGAAUCCACGGAACCGCUUCGCGCCGGCGCACUCAAACAAAUGAUGUUGUUUCCCGCAUCACGUCUUGGCACGCCCUCUUCCGAUGGAAAUCUGCUCAAUAUGUGUACGGCGUACACAUCCGUCACAGACCUCGUACUGGAUUUGGGGUUCUUCUCUUCGCUCUCGCAACUCAGGCGAUUCUUGCGUCAUUUUGACCGUCUGUCGAGAUUGACUGCGCACCACUCCUUUGCUGGUGACCUGCAGCUUCUUCCGGAUGGCACGGCCCCUAGAGAAACAGUCCCUGCACUUGAUUGCUCUCUGCGGGAUUUCGGCAUGGAACACAUCACUGCGAAGGCCGCGUCACAGCUUCUGGCGUUCAUUGCUGCCCCGAGGGCAUGUAGUGAACUACGAGACUUGAGUAUUAAACUCACAAGUGGACACUCUGCGGAACUGCUUCUGGGCGCCACGGAGGUUCUGCGCCGGUGCGGGAACAGGCUAUCGAAGUUCGAGUGGGAGUGCCACGUAGAGAACGAUGCGAACGUCAUACCGCAACUAAUGAACAAUAAAUCACUAGGAAAGCUAUUAGUGACGCUGCACCUUGGCGAGGCGACCGCGCAGAGGAUCGAAAGCAUCCUCAGCAAUAUCUUAGCCGACGUUACGAGUCCGUACCUAUGGUGGAUCCGCAUCGAGAUUAGGCUGACUCCGCCCUCGUCAUCCCAAGAUGCACAAGACAAACUGCUUGUAUCGAAAGACACCCCCGAUUCUAUGUCUGCAUUCCAUGCCCUUGUCUCGCGCCCAAUUUUCGACCAUUUCGCCGAAGACAGCGUACACAUCGCAUUCUCUACCAAGACUGAAUCGGCGGGCGCCAGUGCAAUGAUGUCUGCAGUCGAGUGUCACGCCAAGGCGCUCUUUGCGCCAUGGUUGGAUCGUGGGGUUCUGCGCCGGAUUAGUAUCCCUGCCGUUACUACGCUUCACUCGUCGAUUAUAUCUCUGAACCAAGGAUGUUCAGAGACAUGUCGAUAUCAGGGAGAGUAGACCGCGGUGUGGGUAGAGCGUGACUCGAGCAAGAGAAAUAUCGUUCUACACACUGCUAAGCUCUUAUGG
Molecule: messenger RNA, 1377 nt
Organism: Rhodofomes roseus
Lineage: Eukaryota; Fungi; Basidiomycota; Agaricomycetes; Polyporales; Fomitopsidaceae
Exons: 4
Coding region: 334-1308 (324 amino acids)
Source: RefSeq, a predicted model, not a curated record